Scleropages formosus (Asian bonytongue) is the source of this 1431-nucleotide messenger RNA. RefSeq names its product peptidyl-tRNA hydrolase domain containing 1 (gene ptrhd1). The record is from RefSeq and is a predicted model, not a curated record. The transcript has 2 exons. Lineage: Eukaryota; Metazoa; Chordata; Actinopteri; Osteoglossiformes; Osteoglossidae. The coding region runs from base 49 to 417 and encodes 122 amino acids. Gene Ontology annotation, molecular function: peptidyl-tRNA hydrolase activity.
GUGAGGUAGGGCUACGUCAUUUUGUAGGCUUGAAUCGGUCGGGCACGGAUGGCGGAGUCCUCACGGCGCUUGGUGCAGUACGUGGUGGUCCGCUCGGACCUGGCGCGCAUUUUGGGCUGGCCCUUCGGCGCGGUCAUCGCGCAAGCUUGUCACGCAGCCACCGCCGUGAUACACCUGAAUUACAGCGACCCGGACACGCAGGAAUACCUGGCCGAGCUGGACACCAUGCACAAAGUGGUGCUGGAGGCUCCAGAUGAAGCGUCUCUCGCCGCCCUGUCGGAGGCGCUGCGGGACAAGGGCGUGGCUCACAAGCUGUGGGUGGAACAGCCUGAGAACUUCCCCACCUGCCUGGCUUUGAAGCCCUACCCCAAGGAGGUGGCGCACCCCCACCUGCGCAAGUUCAAGCUGUUCAAGUGAGGACGGGAACGAGCCGCAGGUCCCCUGCAAGUCCCGGGCUGGUGGUGCGGCCGUACCCCCCCGACGGCACGGGUGUCCGAGCGCGGAUGCCGCGUUUCCCUCUCCCUUCCAUCAACUCGCGUUCGAAGUGACCACGAAACACGGUGCUGGAGAUCCAGCGAGCCGGACCCUGGGUGCACCCAUGUAUGGAGGAGUAUCGGCUGGGUACUAGAGGUUAUUUAAAAGCAUUUUGCAUGCGUAAGGUAAUAAACGAUGGUAAAAGAGCGUUUUCUUAGUUUCUUUAUAUUGUUCUUCUCAAGCAUGUGGAGGGAUUUCAAAACAUCCCCUAAAACCACCUCCGAACAACUCGGAUGACAAGUCAAGAUAUUAAAAUUGUGAUGCUACAAGGUGUCUGCGGUUGUGAAGUAAUUACUCAGAAAUAGAGUAAAUCUGGUGGCCCUGAAUUACCUGGGCGAUUUUGGAUCGCGAGGGAAUGCCGAACAAAAAUAUUCACUUGUUCUAAGGUACUGCACUGUAAUCUGUGUAAAAUUAGAUAAUGUAGAAAGUGAUGUAGUAGAAAAGCACAUUUCUGGUUAGAAGUCAAGCUGGAGAUACUGAUGAUGUUCAGGCAUUCUGGGAAACGGGCAGUUGGGCAGGUUGUCCUUGUUAAACUUGAUCGCAGAUUUUUUUUGUUUUAUUUUUUUAAAUGUUUAACCUAAUAUUCUUCAGUGUGUAAAUAGAUUUAUUUCCUUGAAUCAAGCAAUUUAGGAGAUUUAUAAGCAGCUGUGGCAGAAGUGGAAAUCUUUCUACCGAUGUGGCCUCUGGUUUUAAUGUAAGUUUGUGGUAACGUACUGCAUAUUUACAGUACUGCUAUUAUUUGUGGUCAUUUCUGUAACCGUCUGUGCAGUUUUGAUCAGACCGCACGUGUCAUUCCAGAGAAAUUCCUAAAUUCUUCUAAUCCCAUGAAGAAAUACUUUAGAAUGAUAAUGACAGAAGAUAAUUUGGAUAUAUGUUCCUUUAUAAUGUCUCCAGACA